AUGAUGUUAACACAAGCACUACUACAAAAAUGUCGACUAUAUAUACCCAACAGAAGCUUGUCAUUGAAGACGCUACGACAUAAAUCAUUGUUUGCCCAUAAAUCAAUUGGAAGAAUACCGACAACAUUAUACAACCAUUUAACAAGGUUCAAUCAAAAAUCAAUAACCAUCCAACCUAGAAUGGAAUACCUCCCAAUUUGUCAUAAACUAGCCCACCAAAAUGCUAGCGUAAAUACAGAAGUCAAAUUAAAGAAUUCACCAGAAAAAUUGAAACUCAUGUUGGAAACAGUCACAUUUCAUUUGCUUUCAAUAGUGGAUGGAUCAACGAAAUCAAUUACUUUUUUUGAAAACCUUCAAAAUCAUUUUAACAAAGAGCCUGCAAAUUUGGAAACUGAUGUGGAAUAUUUUUGUAUGCUGACAGGAGCAGUCCCCAAUAAGAUCCAUGUUCCCUUAUGUUGUUUUCUUUUAUUGUCAUCACAGAUGAAAAGCAAUUAUAGUGCUGAGCAUCUCGUGAAAUGGAUAAAAUCAAUUCUGUCAAAAUCAGUUAUUGAAAGCUACUCGUUUCUACAUAAUUUGGAGGAAGUGCCAGCAUUUGUAUUAUUUGAUCUAAUGUUAAGAAAUCCACAGUUUAAGGAAGAGUUUUUGCUUCAAAAGGAUAUAUGGCUACAUAACUUGAAACCAUUUGCACUACAGCGGAUAGGCCAAACAUUUAUUUUAAAAUCGAUCAUUGACAACUUGGUUUACUAUGGCAUUAUGUUUGAACUGGAUGCUUUGGCAGAAACACUAAAAACCACCUUGGACUUUUUCAAAUCAUCGAGAACUGGGGUAAAUGUGGAUUUAGGUGAUGAUUUUAUAAAUGAAUUGAUUUGGGGUACUGCUUUAUACUCAUUUAGAUAUAGCGAUAUUAAGCCGGUGUCUAUUGCCAAUGUUCAAGAACUUCUAGUGACAUACCUUAGUCUGGUGGAGAAACUAUCAUUUAAAGCAUACAUGGGAAUUACCUUGGUGGUGUCAAAAGUAUCUCGAGAGAGGGGCGAAAAGCUUUAUCAAAUUGCAGAGAGCAAAUUCCUUAACAAAGAAACUACUCUGAAAGAAAUGGUAGCCUAUUAUAUGACACAAUUAUACCUUGCAAAGUCUCCAGAAGACUUGGUUCAUACAUUCAAUGUUGCUAUCAAGAAAUACGAGUUGUCUUCCAAGCUAUGGCUAGUUUUCAUUAGAAAAAUGAGUUCAUUUGAUUUACUCGAUGAGACGAGGGCCAGUAGGAUUUUAAAGAAAAUGGUUCUGACAAAUGUGAAUAUCACUAGUGACAUUGUUACCGAACUUUCAAAGUCUGUGGUUGAUUUGUCCGUUCUUGAAGGGAUGACUCAAAUGGUUAGUACUGACAAGGCAAGAUUCUUUUUGACAAGGUACAUUCAAUUGUUGAACAUAUACGAUGGUAGUCUCUCCCAAGUGGAGUUGCCAUGGGACAAGGAAUUUGAUAAAUCGAGCGCUUACAAAGGAUUUUCUAGCAUAGCAGAUUAUACACGUUAUCUAUGUACAUUACUCCCCACUACGUCUAUUCAUCAAAUUAGUCUACUUUUGGAAAGCGAAGCAAAAAGAAACCCACAAAAUACAUUCCAGGUUUAUAAAAAAGAACUCUUAGACAAAGCAUUGUCUCCGAAUAAAAAAUGUUUAGGUGUCUUGUUAGAAGUGGCAUAUGAUCAUGGUGAUUUUGAGGCGUGGGAUAGAUACAGAGGUCCACAGGUGGCAAUUCGUGAAUUUCAGCGCCAUAUCAAGACGACAAAAACGGGAAUAGAGCCGAACGAAUGGUUAUGGGGCAAGUAUAUCAAAUUGCUCCUGAAAUACGAUUACAUUUCAGAAUUAUCUAAAAUAAUGAAAUGGUGGGAUGACUUGAAGUUUGAGCCGAGUAAGGGACUACUCGUGUUAUUAUUAUCGUCGUUGCCACGUGAAUUUUCAGAAAGACACAUAAAGCAUCACGAAAAGUUGCAACUGAAAAGAGAUUGGCCAUGGCCAAGUAUAGAAGAGUUUAACGCAUUUACUGUAAAUAGAGAUACAAUGAAAUAA
Molecule: messenger RNA, 2061 nt
Organism: Candida dubliniensis CD36
Lineage: Eukaryota; Fungi; Ascomycota; Pichiomycetes; Serinales; Debaryomycetaceae
Exons: 1
Coding region: 1-2061 (686 amino acids)
Source: RefSeq, a predicted model, not a curated record